ACCCAGCAGGCUCCUUCAGGCUACAUUCUAUUUGCUCUUUUGGUGAACAAGGUUCACAUUUAUUGCCAAAAGAUGUCUACUCUCCUAGAAAACAUCUUUGCCAUAAUUAAUCUUUUCAAGCAAUAUUCAAAAAAAGAUAAAAACACUGACACAUUGAGUAAAAAAGAGCUGAAGGAACUUCUGGAAAAGGAAUUUCGGCAAAUCCUGAAGAAUCCAGAUGACCCAGAUAUGGUUGAUGUCUUCAUGGAUCACUUGGAUAUAGACCACAACAAGAAAAUUGACUUCACUGAGUUUCUUCUGAUGGUAUUCAAGUUGGCUCAAGCAUAUUAUGAGUCUACCAGAAAAGAGAAUUUACCGACAUCAGGACACAAGCACAGAAAGCACAGUGAUCAUGAUAAACAUGAAGAUAAUAAACAGGAAGAAAACAAAGAAAACAGAAAAAGACCCUCAAGUCUGGAAAGAAGAAACAAUAGAAAAGGGAAUAAGGGAAGAUCCAAGAGCCCAAGAGAAACAGGGGGGAAAAGGCAUGAAUCUAGUUCUGAAAAAAAAGAAAGAAAAGGAUAUUCACCUACUCAUAGAGAAGAAGAAUAUGGAAAAAACCAUCAUAACUCAAGUAAAAAAGAGAAAAACAAGACGGAAAAUACUAGAUUAGAAGACAAUAGGAAGAAGCUAAGUGAAAGGCUUGAAGAGAAAGAAGACAAUGAAGAAGGAGGAUAUGAUUAUGAAAAUACAGGAAGAAUGACUCAAAAAUGGAUACAAUCAGGCCAUAUUGCCACAUAUUACACAAUCCAGGAUGAAGCCUAUGACACCACUGAUAAUCUAUUAGAAGAAAACAAAAUAUAUGAAAGAUCAAGGUCAUCUGAUGAUAAAUCGUCAUCUCAGGUGAACAGGUCAAGACAUGCAAAUACAAGCCAGGUACCAUUGCAGGAGUCCAGGACAAGAAAGCGUAGAGGAUCCAGAGUUAGCCAGGACAGGGACAGUGAGGGACACUCAGAAGAAUCUGAGAGGCACUCUGGGUCAGCUUCCAGAAACCAUCAUGGAUCUGCACGGGAGCACUCAAGAGAUGGCUCCACACACCCCAGGUCCCAUGAUGAAGACAGAGCCAGUCAUGGGCACUCUGCAGACAGCUCCAGACAAUCAGGUACUCGUCACGCAAAGACUUCCUCUCAUGGACAGGCUGCAUCAUCCCAUGAACAGGCAAGAUCAAGUCCAGGAGACAGACACGGAUCCCGCCACCAGCAGUCAGCAGACAGCUCCAGACACUCAGGCAUUCGGCACGGACAAGCUUCAUCUGCAGUCAGAGAUAGUGGACACUGGGGGUCCAGUGGUAGUCAAGCCAGUGAUAGUGAGGGACAUUCAGAAGAGUCAGACACACAGUCAGUGUCAGGCCAUGGACAGGCUGGGCCCCAUCAGCAGAGCCACCAAGAGUCCGCACGUGACUGGUCAGGGGGAAGGUCUGGACAUUCAGGGUCUUUCCUCUACCAGGUGAGCACUCAUGAACAGUCUGAGUCUGCCCAUGGGCGGACCGGUACCAGCACUGGAGGAAGACAAAGAUCCCACCACGAGCAGGCACGAGACAGCUCCAGGCACUCAGCGUCCCAAGAGGGUCAGGACACCAUUCGUGCACACCCGGGGUCAAGCAGAGGAGGAAGGCAGGGAUCCCACCAUGAGCAAUCGGUAGAUAGAUCUGGACACUCAGGUUCCCAUCACAGCCACACCACAUCCCAGGGAAGGUCUGAUGCCUCCCGUGGGCAGUCAGGAUCCAGAAGUGCAAGCAGACAAACUCGUAAUGAUGAACAAUCAGGAGACGGCUCCAGGCACUCAGGGUUGCAUCACCAUGAAGCUUCCACUCAGGCCGACAGCUCCAGACACUCACAGUCCGUCCAGGGACAAUCAGCGGGGCCCAGGACAAGCAGGCACGAGGGAUCCAGUGUUAGCCAGGACAGUGACAGUCAGGGACACUCAGAAGACUCUGAGAGGUGGUCUGGGUCUGCUUCCAGAAACCAUCAUGGAUCUGCUCGGGAGCAGUCAAGAGAUGGCUCCAGACACCCUGGGUCCCACCAAGAAGACAGAGCCGGUCACGGGCACUCUGCAGACAGCUCCAGACACUCAGGCACUCGUCACACAGAGUCUUCCUCUUGUGGACAGGCUGCGUCAUCCCAUGAACAGGCAAGAUCAAGUGCAGGAGAGAGACAUGGAUCCCGCCACCAGCAGUCAGCAGACAGCUCCAGACACUCAGGCAUUGGGCAUGGACAAGCUUCAUCUGCAGUCAGAGACAGUGGAAACCGAGGGUCCAGUGGUAGUCAGGCCAGUGACAGUGAAGGACAUUCAGAAGACUCAGACACACAGUCAGUGUCAGCCCACGGACAGGCUGGGCCCCGUCAGCAGAGCCACCAAGAGUCCCCACAUGGCCGGUCAGGGGAAAGGUCUGGACGUUCAGGGUCUUUCCGCUACCAGGUGAGCACUCAUGAACAGUCUGAGUACUCCCAUGGAUGGACAGAGCCCAGCACCAGAGGAAGACAAGGAUCCCGCCAUGAGCAGGCACAAGACAGCUCCAGGCACUCAGCAUCCCAAGACAAUCAGGACACCAUUCGUGGACACCCGGGGUCAAGCAGAGGAGGAAGGCAGGGGUACCACCACCAGCAAUCGGUAGAUAGCUCUGGACACUCAGGGUCCCAUCACAGCCACACAACAUCCCAGGGAAGCUCUCAUGCCUCCCAUGGGCAGUCAGGAUCCAGAAGUGCAAGCAGAACAACACGUAAUGAGGAACAAUCAGGAGACGGCUCCAGGCACUCAGGGUCGCGUCACCAUGAAGCUUCCACUCAUGCCGACAGCUCUAGACACUCACAGGCGGGCCAGGGACAAUCAGAGGGGUCCAGGACAAGCAGGCGCCAGGGAUCCAGUGUUAGCCAGGACAGUGACAGUCAGGGACACUCAGAAGACUCUGAGAGGCAGUCUGAGUCGGCUUCCAGAAACCAUUAUGGAUCUGCUCGGGAGCAGUCAAGACAUGGCUCCAGGAACCCCAGGUCCCAUCAAGAAGACAGAGCCAGUCACGGGCACUCUGCAGACAGCUCCAGACAAUCAGGCACUCGUCACACAGAGACUUCCUCUCAUGGACAGGCUGCGUCAUCCCAGGAACAGGCAAGGUCAAGUCCAGGAGAAAGACAUGGAUCCCGACACCAGCAGUCAGCAGACAGCUCCACAGACUCAGGCACUGGGCACAGACAAGCUUCAUCUGUAGUCAGAGACAGUGGAAACCGAGGGUCCAGUGGUAGUCAGGCCAGUGACAGCGAGGGACACUCAGAAGACUCAGACACACAGUCAGUGUCAGCCCACGGACAGGCUGGGCCCCGUCAGCAGAGCCACCAAGAGUCCACACGUGCCCAGUCAGGGGAAAGGUCUGGACGUUCAGGGUCUUUCCUCUACCAGGUGAGCUCUCAUGAACAGUCUGAGUCCGUCCAUGGACAGACCGGGACCAGCACUGGAGGAAGACAAAGAUCCCGCCAUGAGCAGGCACGAGACAAGUCCAGGCACUCAGCAUCCCAAGAGGGUCAGGACACCAUUCAUGGACACCCGGGGUCAAGCAGAGGAGGAAGGCAGGGAUCCCACUACGAGCAAUCGGUAGAUAGGUCUGGACACUCAGGGUCUCAUCACAGCCACACCACAUCCCAGGGAAGGUCUGAUGCCUCCCAUGGGCAGUCAGGAUCCAGAAGUGCAAGCAGACAAACACGUAAUGAGGAACAAUCAGGAGAUGGCUCCAGGCACUCAGGGUCGCGUCACCAUGAAGCUUCCUCUCGGGCCGACAGCUCUAGACACUCGCAGGUGGGCCAGGGACAAUCAUCGGGGCCCAGGACAAGCAGGAACCAGGGAUCCAGUGUUAACCAGGACAGUGACAGUCAGGGACACUCAGAAGACUCUGAGAGGUGGUCUGGGUCUGCUUCCAGAAACCAUCGUGGAUCUGCUCAGGAGCAGUCAAGACACGGCUCCAGACACCCCAGGUCCCAUCAAGAAGACAGAGCCGGUCACGGGCACUCUGCAGACAGCUCCAGACAAUCAGGCACUCGUCACACAGAGACUUCCUCUGGUGGACAGGCUGCAUCAUCCCAUGAACAGGCAAGAUCAAGUCCAGGAGACAGACACGGAUCCCGCCACCAGCAGUCAGCAGACAGCUCCAGACACUCAGGCAUUGGGCGUGGACAAGCUUCAUCUGCAGUCACAGACAGUGGACACUGGGGGUCCAGUGGUAGUCAGGCCAGUGACAGUGAGGGACAUUCAGAAGAGUCAGACACACAGUCAGUGUCAGGCCAUGGACAGGCUGGGCCCCAUCAGCAGAGCCACCAAGAGUCCACACGUGACCGGUCAGGGGGAAGGUCUGGACGUUCAGGGUCUUUCCUCUACCAGGUGAGCACUCAUGAACGGUCUGAGUCUGCCCAUGGGCGGACCAGUACCAGCACUGGAGGAAGACAAGGAUCCCACCAUGAGCAGGCACGAGACAGUUCCAGGCACUCAGCGUCCCAAGAGGGUCAGGACACCAUUCGUGCACACCCGGGGUCAGGCAGAGGAGGAAGGCAGGGAUCCCACCACGAGCAAUCGGUAGAUAGGUCUGGACACUCAGGGUCCCAUCACAGCCACACCACAUCCCAGGGAAGGUCUGAUGCCUCCCAUGGGCAGUCAGGAUCCAGAAGUGCAAGCAGACAAACUCGUAAUGACGAACAAUCAGGAGAUGGCUCCAGGCACUCAGGUUCGCAUCACCAUGAAGCUUCCACUCAGGCCGACAGCUCUAGACACUCACAGUCUGGCCAGGGACAAUCAGCGGGGCCCAGGACAAGCGGGCACCAGGGAUCCAGUGUUAGCCAGGACAGUGACAGUCAGGGACACUCAGAAGACUCUGAGAGGUGGUCUGGGUCUGCUUCCAGAAACCAUCAUGGAUCUGCUCGGGAGCAGUCAAGACAUGGCUCCAGACACCCUGGGUCCCACCAAGAAGACAGAGCCAGUCACGGGCACUCUGCAGACAGCUCCAAACAAUCAGGCACUCGUCACACAGAGUCUUCCUCUCGUGGACAGGCUGCAUCAUCCCAUGAACAGGCAAGAUCAAGUGCAGGAGAAAGACAUGGAUCCCGACACCAGCAGUCAGCAGACAGCUCCACAGACUCAGGCACUGGGCGCAGACAAGCUUCAUCUGUAGUCAGAGACAGUGGAAACCGAGGGUCCAGUGGUAGUCAGGCCAGUGACAGCGAGGGACACUCAGAAGACUCAGACACACAGUCAGUGUCAGCCCACGGACAGGCUGGGCCCCGUCAGCAGAGCCACCAAGAGUCCACACGUGCCCAGUCAGGGGAAAGGUCUGGACGUUCAGGGUCUUUCCUCUACCAGGUGAGCUCUCAUGAACAGUCUGAGUCCGUCCAUGGACAGACCAGGACCAGCACUGGAGGAAGACAAAGAUCCCGCCAUGAGCAGGCACGAGACAAGUCCAGGCACUCAGCAUCCCAAGAGGGUCAGGACACCAUUCAUGGACACCCGGGGUCAAGCAGAGGAGGAAGGCAGGGAUCCCACUACGAGCAAUCGGUAGAUAGGUCUGGACACUCAGGGUCUCAUCACAGCCACACCACAUCCCAGGGAAGGUCUGAUGCCUCCCAUGGGCAGUCAGGAUCCAGAAGUGCAAGCAGACAAACACGUAAUGAGGAACAAUCAGGAGAUGGCUCCAGGCACUCAGGGUCGCGUCACCAUGAAGCUUCCUCUCGGGCCGACAGCUCUAGACACUCGCAGGUGGGCCAGGGACAAUCAUCGGGGCCCAGGACAAGCAGGAACCAGGGAUCCAGUGUUAACCAGGACAGUGACAGUCAGGGACACUCAGAAGACUCUGAGAGGUGGUCUGGGUCUGCUUCCAGAAACCAUCGUGGAUCUGCUCAGGAGCAGUCAAGACACGGCUCCAGACACCCCAGGUCCCAUCAAGAAGACAGAGCCGGUCACGGGCACUCUGCAGACAGCUCCAGACAAUCAGGCACUCGUCACACAGAGACUUCCUCUGGUGGACAGGCUGCAUCAUCCCAUGAACAGGCAAGAUCAAGUCCAGGAGACAGACACGGAUCCCGCCACCAGCAGUCAGCAGACAGCUCCAGACACUCAGGCAUUGGGCGUGGACAAGCUUCAUCUGCAGUCACAGACAGUGGACACUGGGGGUCCAGUGGUAGUCAGGCCAGUGACAGUGAGGGGCAUUCAGAAGAGUCAGACACACAGUCAGUGUCAGGCCAUGGACAGGCUGGGCCCCAUCAGCAGAGCCACCAAGAGUCCACACGUGACCGGUCAGGGGGAAGGUCUGGACGUUCAGGGUCUUUCCUCUACCAGGUGAGCACUCAUGAACGGUCUGAGUCUGCCCAUGGGCGGACCGGUACCAGCACUGGAGGAAGACAAGGAUCCCACCAUGAGCAGGCACGAGACAGUUCCAGGCACUCAGCGUCCCAAGAGGGUCAGGACACCAUUCGUGCACACCCGGGGUCAGGCAGAGGAGGAAGGCAGGGAUCCCACCACGAGCAAUCGGUAGAUAGGUCUGAACACUCAGGGUCCCAUCACAGCCACACCACAUCCCAGGGAAGGUCUGAUGCCUCCCAUGGGCAGUCAGGAUCCAGAAGUGCAAGCAGACAAACUCGUAAUGAUGAACAAUCAGGAGAUGGCUCCAGGCACUCAGGUUCGCAUCACCAUGAAGCUUCCACUCAGGCCGACAGCUCUAGACACUCACAGUCUGGCCAGGGACAAUCAGCGGGGCCCAGGACAAGCGGGCACCAGGGAUCCAGUGUUAGCCAGGACAGUGACAGUCAGGGACACUCAGAAGACUCUGAGAGGUGGUCUGGGUCUGCUUCCAGAAACCAUCAUGGAUCUGCUCGGGAGCAGUCAAGACAUGGCUCCAGACACCCUGGGUCCCACCAAGAAGACAGAGCCAGUCACAGGCACUCUGCAGACAGCUCCAAACAAUCAGGCACUCGUCACACAGAGUCUUCCUCUCGUGGACAGGCUGCAUCAUCCCAUGAACAGGCAAGAUCAAGUGCAGGAGAAAGACAUGGAUCCCGACACCAGCAGUCAGCAGACAGCUCCACAGACUCAGGCACUGGGCGCAGACAAGCUUCAUCUGUAGUCAGAGACAGUGGAAACCGAGGGUCCAGUGGUAGUCAGGCCAGUGACAGCGAGGGACACUCAGAAGACUCAGACACACAGUCAGUGUCAGCCCACGGACAGGCUGGGCCCCGUCAGCAGAGCCACCAAGAGUCCACACGUGCCCAGUCAGGGGAAAGGUCUGGACGUUCAGGGUCUUUCCUCUACCAGGUGAGCUCUCAUGAACAGUCUGAGUCCGUCCAUGGACAGACCAGGACCAGCACUGGAGGAAGACAAAGAUCCCGCCAUGAGCAGGCACGAGACAAGUCCAGGCACUCAGCAUCCCAAGAGGGUCAGGACACCAUUCAUGGACACCCGGGGUCAAGCAGAGGAGGAAGGCAGGGAUCUCACUACGAGCAAUCGGUAGAUAGGUCUGGACACUCAGGGUCUCAUCACAGCCACACCACAUCCCAGGGAAGGUCUGAUGCCUCCCAUGGGCAGUCAGGAUCCAGAAGUGCAAGCAGACAAACACGUAAUGAGGAACAAUCAGGAGAUGGCUCCAGGCACUCAGGGUCGCGUCACCAUGAAGCUUCCUCUCGGGCCGACAGCUCUAGACACUCGCAGGUGGGCCAGGGACAAUCAUCGGGGCCCAGGACAAGCAGGAACCAGGGAUCCAGUGUUAACCAGGACAGUGACAGUCAGGGACACUCAGAAGACUCUGAGAGGUGGUCUGGGUCUGCUUCCAGAAACCAUCGUGGAUCUGCUCAGGAGCAGUCAAGACACGGCUCCAGACACCCCAGGUCCCAUCAAGAAGACAGAGCCGGUCACGGGCACUCUGCAGACAGCUCCAGACAAUCAGGCACUCAUCACACAGAGACUUCCUCUGGUGGACAGGCUGCAUCAUCCCAUGAACAGGCAAGAUCAAGUCCAGGAGACAGACACGGAUCCCGCCACCAGCAGUCAGCAGACAGCUCCAGACACUCAGGCAUUGGGCGCAGACAAGCUUCAUCUGCAGUCACAGACAGUGGACACUGGGGGUCCAGUGGUAGUCAGGCCAGUGACAGUGAGGGACAUUCAGAAGAGUCAGACACACAGUCAGUGUCAGGCCAUGGACAGGCUGGGCCCCAUCAGCAGAGCCACCAAGAGUCCACACGUGACCGGUCAGGGGGAAGGUCUGGACGUUCAGGGUCUUUCCUCUACCAGGUGAGCACUCAUCAACAGUCUGAGUCCUCCCAUGGAUGGACAGGGCCCAGCACCAGAGGAAGACAAGGAUCCCGCCAUGAGCAGGCACAAGACAGCUCCAGGAACUCAGCAUCCCAAGACAGUCAGGACACCAUUCGUGGACACCCGGGGUCAAGCAGAGGAGAAAGGCAGGGGUACCACCACCAGCAAUUGGUAGAUAGCUCUGGACACUCAGGGUCCCAUCACAGCCACACAACAUCCCAGGGAAGCUCUCAUGCCUCCCAUGGGCAGUCAGGAUCCAGAAGUGCAAGCAGAACAACACGUAAUAAGGAACAAUCAGGAGACGGCUCCAGGCACUCAGGGUCGCGUCACCAUGAAGCUUCCACUCAUGCCGACAGCUCUAGACACUCACAGGCGGGCCAGGGACAAUCAGAGGGGUCCAGGACAAGCAGGCGCCAAGGAUCCAGUGUUAGCCAGUACAGGGACAGUGAGGGACACUCAGAAGACUCUGAGAGGCAGUCUGAGUCGGCUACCAGAAACCAUUAUGGAUCUGCUCGGGAGCAGUCAAGACAUGGCUCCAGGAACCCCAGGUCCCAUCAAGAAGACAGAGCCAGUCACGGGCACUCUGCAGACAGCUCCAGACAAUCAGGCACUCGUCACACAGAGACUUCCUCUCAUGGACAGGCUGCAUCAUCCCAGGAACAGGCAAGGUCAAGUCCAGGAGAAAGACAUGGAUCCCGACACCAGCAGUCAGCAGACAGCUCCACAGACUCAGGCACUGGGCGCAGACAAGCUUCAUCUGUAGUCAGAGACAGUAGAAACCGAGGGUCCAGUGGUAGUCAGGCCAGUGACAGCGAGGGACACUCAGAAGAGUCAGACACACAGUCAGUGUCAGCCCACGGACAGGCUGGGCCCCGUCAGCAGAGCCACCAAGAGUCCACACGUGCCCAGUCAAGGGAAAGGUCUGGACGUUCAGGGUCUUUCCUCUACCAGGUGAGCUCUCAUGAACAGUCUGAGUCCGCCCAUGGACAGACCGGGACCAGCACUGGAGGAAGACAAAGAUCCCGCCAUGAGCAGGCACGAGACAAGUCCAGGCACUCAGCAUCCCAAGAGGGUCAGGACACCAUUCAUGGACACCCGGGGUCAAGCAGAGGAGGAAGGCAGGGAUCCCACUACGAGCAAUCGGUAGAUAGGUCUGGACACUCAGGGUCUCAUCACAGCCACACCACGUCACAGGGAAGGUCUGAUGCCUCCCAUGGGCAGUCAGGAUCCAGAAGUGCAAGCAGAACAACACGAAAUGAGGAACAAUCACGAGACGGCUCCAGGCACUCAGGGUCGCGUCACCAUGAAGCUUCCUCUCAGGCCGACAGCUCUAGACACUCGCAGGUGGGCCAGGGACAAUCAUCGGGGCCCAGGACAAGCAGGAACCAGGGAUCCAGUGUUAACCAGGACAGGGACAGUCAGGGACACUCAGAAGACUCUGAGAGGCAGUCUGACUCGGCUUCCAGAAACCGUUAUGGAUCUGCUCGGGAGCAGUCAAGACAUGGCUCCAGGAACCCCAGGUCCCAUCAAGAAGACAGAGCCAGUCACGGGCACUCUGCAGACAGCUCCAGACAAUCAGGCACUCGUCACACAGAGUCUUCCUCUCAUGGACAGGCUGCGUCAUCCCAUGAACAGGCAAGAUCAAGUGCAGGAGAAAGACAUGGAUCCCGCCACCAGCUCCAGUCAGCAGACAGCUCCAGACACUCAGGCAUUGGGCAUGGACAAGCUUCAUCUGCAGUCACAGACAGUGGACACCGAGGGUCCAGUGGUAGUCAGGCCAGUGACAGUGAGGGACAUUCAGAAGACUCAGACACACAGUCAGUGUCAGCCCACGGACAGGCUGGGCCCCGUCAGCAGAGCCACCAAGAGUCCACACGUGGCCGGUCAGCGGAAAGGUCUGGACGUUCAGGGUCUUUCCUCUACCAGGUGAGCACUCAUGAACAGUCUGAGUCCGCCCAUGGACAGACGGGUACCAGCACUGGAGGAAGACAAGGAUCCCACCACGAGCAGGCACGAGAAAGCUCCAGGCACUCAGCGUCCCAAGAGGGUCAGGACACCAUUCGUGCACACCCGGGGACAAGCAGAGGAGGAAGGCAGGGAUCCCACCACGGCCAAUCAGUAGAUAGGUCUGGACACUCAGGGUCCCAUCACAGCCACACCACAUCCCAGGGAAGGUCUGAUGCCUCCCGUGGGCAGUCAGGAUCCAGAAGUGCAAGCAGACAAACUCGUAAUGACGAACAAUCAGGAGACGGCUCCAGGCACUCAGGGUUGCAUCACCAUGAAGCUUCCACUCAGGCCGACAGCUCUAGACACUCACAGUCUGGCCAGGGACAAUCAGCGGGGCCCAGGACAAGCAGGAACCAGGGAUCCAGUGUUAGCCAGGACAGUGACAGUCAGGGACACUCAGAAGACUCUGAGAGGUGGUCUGGGUCUGCUUCCAGAAACCAUCAUGGAUCUGCUCGGGAGCAGUCAAGGCAUGGCUCCAGGAACCCCAGGUCCCAUCAAGAAGACAGAGCCGGUCACGGGCACUCUGCAGACAGCUCCAGACAAGCAGGCACUCAUCUCGCAGAGAAUUCCUCUCGUGGACAGGCUGCAUCAUCCCAUGAACAGGCAAGAUCAAGUGCAGGAGAGAGACAUGGAUCCCACCACCAGCAGUCAGCAGACAGCUCCAGACACUCAGGCAUUGGGCACGGACAAGCUUCAUCUGUAGUCAGAGACAGUGGACACCGAGGGUCCAGUGGUAGUCAGGCCAGUGACAGUGAGGGACAUUCAGAAGACUCAGACACACAGUCAGUGUCAGCCCACGGACAGGCUGGGCCCCAUCAGCAGAGCCACCAAGAGUCCACACGUGGCCAGUCAGCAGAAAGGUCUGGACGUUCAGGGUCUUUCCUCUACCAGGUGAGCACUCAUGAACAGUCUGAGUCUGCCCACGGACGGACUGGGCCCAGCACUGGAGGAAGACAAGGAUCCCGCUACGAGCAGGCACGAGACAGCUCCAGGCACUCAGCAUCCCAAGAGGGUCAGGACACCAUUCGUGGACACCCGGGGUCAAGGAGAGGAGGAAGACAGGGAUCCUACCACGAGCAAUCGGUAGAUAGGUCUGGACACUCAGGGUCCCAUCACAGCCACACCACAUCCCAGGGAAGGUCUGAUGCCUCCCAUGGGCAGUCAGGAUCCAGAAGUGCAAGCAGACAAACACGUAACGAGGAACAGUCAAGAGACGGCUCCAGGCACUCAGGGUCACGUCACCAUGAAGCUUCCACUCAGGCCUACAGCUCUAGACACUCACAGUCCGGCCAGGGCGAAUCAGCGGGGUCCAGGAGAAGCAGGCGCCAGGGAUCCAGUGUUAGCCAGGACAGUGACAGUGAGGCAUACCCAGAGGACUCUGAGAGGCGAUCUGAGUCUGCUUCCAGAAACCGUCAUGGAUCUUCUCAGGAGCAGUCAAGAGAUGGCUCCAGACACCCCGGAUCCUCUCACCGCGAUACAGCCAGUCAUGUACAGUCUUCACCUGUACAGUCAGACUCUAGUACCGCUAAGGAACAUGGUCACUUUAGUAGUCUUUCACAAGAUUCUGCGUAUCGCUCAGGAAUACAGUCACAUGGCAGUCCUCACAGUUCUAGUUCUUAUCAUUAUCAUUCUGAGGGCACUGAAAGGCAAAAAGGUCAAUCAGGUUUAGUUUGGAGACAUGGCAGCUAUGGUAGUGCAGAUUAUGAUUAUGGUGAAUCCGGGUUCAGACACUCUCAGCACGGAAGUGUUAGUUACAAUUCCAAUCCUGUUGUUUUCAAGGAAAGAUCUGAUAUCUGUAAAGCAAGUGCAUUUGGUAAAGAUCAUCCAAGGUAUUAUGCAAUGUAUAUUAAUAAGGACCCAGGUUUAUGUGGCCAUUCUAGUGAUAUAUCAAAACAACUGGGAUUUAGUCAGUCACAGAGAUACUAUUACUACGAGUAAGAAAUUAAUGGCAAAGGAAUUAAUCCAAGAAUAGAAGAAUGAAGCAAGUUCACUUUCAAUCAAGAAACUUCAUAAUACUUUCAGGGAAGUUAUCUUUUCCUGUCAAUCUGUUUAAAAUAUGCUAUAGUAUUUCAUUAGUUUGGUGGUAGUUUAUUUUUAUUGUGUAAUGAUCUUUAAAUGCUAUAUUUCAGACAUAUUAAAUGGAAGAAAUCAAUAUCAUGGAGAGCUAACUUUAGAAAACUAGCUGGAGUAUUUUAGGAGAUUCUGGGUCAAGUAAUGUUUUAUGUUUUUGAAAGUUUAAGUUUUAGACACUUUCCAAAUUUCUAAAUUAAUCUUUUUCAGAAAUAUCGAAGGAGCCAAAAAUAUAAAACAGUUCUGUAUACCAAAGUGGCUAUAUCAACAUCAGGGCUAGCACAUCUUUCUCUAUUAUCCUUCUAUUGGAAUUCUAGUAUUCUGUAUUCAAAAAAAUCAUCCAGGACAUAAUUAAUAUUUUAGUAAGCUGCAUCUAAAUUAAAAAUAAACUAUUCAUCAUAUAAUACUGUUUGUCUCUUGUAUUCUUAUUUGUCAUAAACACAAAUUACAUACUUCCCCAUGGCCAGUAUUAGAUGUCUUCUAUGUC
Molecule: messenger RNA, 12874 nt
Organism: Gorilla gorilla gorilla (western lowland gorilla)
Lineage: Eukaryota; Metazoa; Chordata; Mammalia; Primates; Hominidae
Gene: FLG
Product: filaggrin
Exons: 3
Coding region: 73-12255 (4060 amino acids)
Biological process (GO): establishment of skin barrier
Cellular component (GO): cornified envelope; keratohyalin granule
Molecular function (GO): structural molecule activity; calcium ion binding; transition metal ion binding
Source: RefSeq, a predicted model, not a curated record